UCCUACGCUGGCGUGAGGCGUGUUGCUGCUGCAGGACAAGGACAUUAGUACAUGGAAUGACAUUUGUGUAACGUUUGAUAACUUCCAAUUUCGAAAUAUUACGUGGGAUAUCAAAGUAAAACACCUGACUUGGAGGAUUAUUGUCUUACUAUCUGGUCAUUGCUAAACUGACUAAUAGCAGUUUCGAUCCAAUUCGCUUCUGACACAGCAGAUGUUUUAUUGGGAUUGAUAGGGUAACGAGAAGAUAAAGAGCUGGUCCUUCCUUGGGGUUGCUGUGGAAUGGUGGUGUGGUGACUGUCUGGGGUGUCCCCUACAUGCCCCUGCCCCUGGUGAUUGGAGUUACAUAUACCCCCUGUUUGUGAAUGGCUACUUGUAGAGGGGGCAUCGCCUUGUGGGUGGGGUGUGUGAGGAGCCAUGGCAGCAGGCAACCAGUCAAGCAACAGUGCUGGAGUCUUGCUCAGGCGCUGGAUGUGCAGUGGAGUGGACAGAUCCGGUCGCUCAGCAGCGUGUCGUGGGCCCUGGUUCCCCCCAACAGUCUGAGGUACCAGAACAUCAAGCAGCUGGCCCUGUCACACCCCUUCCACCAUGCCAGCCAGGGCCAACCCCACAGCCAGAGGCCCCCGGACCUGGACGAGGACUGGGAAGAGACUGUCAGCCUGUGUGUAAUGGUGCAGCCUGGCCCUGUUGAGUGUGAUGGCCAGCACACCCUGGUGGAGGUGCCUCUAUUUGGGCAGAUUAAACUAGGUGAGCUUCUGGCUCCGGGAGGACUCAGUAGGCCCGUGGAGUUCCUCUUCCCCCUAACCACGGUGGACGGGAGCCGAGAGGAUGACAUCAGCAUUGGGACGACUAAGGUUCAGGCAAGAGGUUCCAAGAUGAUGAUGAACGAGGGAGAGACGGAAACAGAAAAGAGGGAGAGAGGAUCAUUCCGGAGCCUUUUUGAGACGGAAGGAUGUCCCGCUCCAUUUAUGUAUGGAUCUAGAUUCUACUGCUUCCACUGUCCAGGGAUGGAGCCGUUGCCUGGUUACGGGAACAAAUCUGGCCAUAUGAUUGGACUAGAGAAGGAGUUGUCACUGUUGCUCCACACCUCUCUGUAUAGUAGCUACACAGAGAGAGAGACAGUGCAGGAGGGUCACAGAGAGAAGGAGAACGAGGAGAAACUGGCAUUGAUGUAUGAAAAGCUGAGGAUUGAGCUUCCUAGUUUCUUUGUGAAGAGUCAUGACUACACCAUGUACACAAAUGAUAUCGAGUUCGUCAACUGUAUUCUAAAUGCCAAGACCAGGGGCAGAGUUCUGUACCAGCUGAGCCUGUCUCUGUGGAGGCUGCUGUGUCUCUGUUACUAUGCUGAGGCCCGGUUAGAGGUACUGAAGCUGACCAAGCACCCAGAGGACAGGACCAUCAAGGCCAGAUGGAGGGUAAGAGGACUGCCCUUCGUCUCUCUGCUGCUGAGAUUCUACCGCAAAGACAAAACUGACCUCUACAGGUCAUAUGAUGCAUUCUCUACCUUCUACCUUGGCCAUGAUGGACUCAUACAUUGUCACAAAGUGGAAAAAGUGAUGAAGGCCCAGCCGCCCAUCCUGCCCGGGGUGAGCACUCUGUUAGCGGGAGCCCUCGUGGCCCUGGGGGUCCAGGAGCACCGGCCGGCCCUCAACCUCCUGCCCCCCCUGCUCUCCUCCCUCCGACAAGACAGAGACUGAGAGAAACGGAGAGAAAGGAGGGUCUGGAGGAACAAGCAUGUGUGUACCAUGAGAGGAGUAACGGAGCAAGAGGGAGAAACACGCAAUCAGUGUUGUUAAGGAAAGAAACAAGUUUAACCCUGUUCACCCGUACAACGUUUUUCUCCUCCACAACUGUCCAAAACCAUUCUCUCUCUGGACUCCCACAGCAAUAGAAUAGCAGCUACUACUUUAUUUAAUAUGCAAUCCAGUUAAUAUGCAAUCCAGGACUUCAGUUUAUCCAAUAAGUCGAGUCGGUACCUUGAGUUGGUUCCUUGUUAACACACAAACAAACGAUUGCAUAGCACUUGUGUGAUGUUGAACCGCUCUCUGGGCCUAUACGCUCACACUACAUAGCCUGCUACUCGUACAAGUGUCUGCUAAAUGGCAUAUAUUAUUGGACAAGACUGUUAAAUGCAACAACAACAAAAAAGCAUUGUUGAAAAAUAUUUGAUGCCUGAUUAACAUUUAAGUUAAAGUUAAAUGGAUGAGUCAUUAUUGAAAUCAAUCAGUCAUUUUGUGUUUAAUGUGCCCUCAGCCUAUGGGGCAGUCGAGUGACCUGGGAACUGGGCACACAUCUGUCACUGGUUUCCUUUGAAUACAGUAGUCACUGAUGAAUGCUUUGUUGGUGUAACAGUUGGCACACAGCCCAAGCAACCCACCGAACCCCGUAUUGAGGCCAGGAGUCUUAUAUGGAGAGACUAGACCCCAUUCUAUAUAGCCAGUUGGCCCGGCUAUUAUCUAUGGCCUCCCACCAUGAUUCAAUGUGGGCCUUUUUCUAACAGACCCUCUGAUCUCAGUGUACCAGUGGAAAGUCAUUGAAUAGGUUGCUUUAUGCCACAUGGAUGCUAAUAUGAAUGCAUGAUGAUGUCUGUCCCUGUAUGAACUUCACUCAAAUACUUUUAUUUUGAAGUGUACAUGUCAAUCUCAUAAAACUCUUAUUUUAAAGAGCAUUAAAUCUCAUGUCCUCAUUGUUGAGAUGGAACUUUCAAUCACAACCCCAUCCUACCCUGGUUGAAAACUGCUAUGGUCCUUCCAUGUUGGAUGGCUAACUGGCUGUGAGGGAGAGGAAAGGAGACAGCUGCAGACUGCCCGACCUGCAGUAAAUGUUUGACCUGACCUCAACCCAACCAGGGUUCAUGUCCCUGACACUGAGACUGCAACACAGUUGCGUGACAUAUAUAGGACUCUGGAUUCAGGUUGCUAAAAAUAUGAACUUGCCGGUUUGGGACUGACAGUUUGGCUUUGUUAUUUUCUGAUGGAAAACAAGUUGCACCUGAACAAUACUCUUGAUUGGAAUGACAGUUUACUUCUAAUUUAAUGGUUAUUAUUAGUAGCAAAAAAUUAAUUAUUGUAGAAUAUUGAGUAUCUGUACGUGUCAUCAGAAUGCGACUCAAACUUCCUCUGUAUCAUUGCUACAGUAUAUUUCACUCAACAACGUGUGUGUUUGAAACUACAUUACAUGUGCUUUCUCAAACUAGGUGACAGCGUACCAUGUGUUAGAUCUAGCACUACCGUUAAUACUCAACAUUUACUUGAAGGUGGCAUACAUAUGGCAUUCAUAACACCUCAUGAUGUUGAAUAAAUUAGUUAUGAAUGAUACUGGAACACUUGUAAAGGUGUUACGACCUCUUUCAUAUAAGGUUUUAUCCCUUUCAAGGACUAUAUAUGGUUUCAGGAAAAAAAAUCAAUGGAAAACAUGACUGAAUUAAUCAUUCUUGUCUAGUGCCGUGUGUCGCUACUUUAGGAUUUUACUCACUUAUUUGCAAUAAUAACCCCACAUCUGGUGUGAAACCUGGCUAUGUCUGUAUGUGUGAAUAAAACAAUCUAGUGAUUAUGAAUGUG
Coregonus clupeaformis (lake whitefish) is the source of this 3557-nucleotide messenger RNA. RefSeq lists its product as uncharacterized. The record is from RefSeq and is a predicted model, not a curated record. NCBI's taxonomy places the organism in Eukaryota, Metazoa, Chordata, Actinopteri, Salmoniformes, Salmonidae. The transcript has 7 exons. Bases 363 to 1694 code for a protein of 443 amino acids.